This is a messenger RNA of Pelagomonas calceolata, 1200 nucleotides long. The record is from the annotation of a GenBank genome assembly. NCBI's taxonomy places the organism in Eukaryota, Pelagophyceae, Pelagomonadales, Pelagomonadaceae.
UCCGGUGCUGCAGGUCACGGCGUUGCGAGCCGGGCCACUCCGGGGAGCCCGAACGGUGGGGGCUGCGCGCGGAGCGACCAGCGGACGCCGACGAUGCGCCAGGCGCACCGACGGAUGCGGGGCGCCGCCAAGGGUCUGGCAAACAUGCUGGGCCUGCGGACCCCCUCCCGCUACCGCAACGAGCGCACGCGCACGAAUCGGGGCGGCGGCGCCGCGGCAUCGGCGGAGCAGGCCCUCGCGGCGGAGCAGGCCAUCGAACGGAGGAGAGUAAGGCGGCCCGGCGCCGCCGGGAACCCGACGAAGCCGGCACCGCCAACUAACCCAUAUCAGCGGAAGCCGCCGGCGGGUUCCCAACCGCGGCGCCAGCGGCGGCCCCGGCCUCGUGAAACGGAGAGAACGGAGACGCAGAAGGCCGCCCUGGCGGCUUUUGAUGAUAGACUGAGGCGAGACGGAAGCUACGGCGACGGCCCGACGGCGCGACUGCGGCGCCGGUCGGAGCCCUCCCUGAAGCCGUCUCCUAGAGUGAAGCUGGCGGAGCCCUCUGGUAUGCCGGACGACGAUAAAAAGUCGAGGAGGAUGCCGUCGCAACUGAAUCGGAGGCCGCCGCCGCCGUCGGUGAGACGGCGGAGCGAAAAUGAUAAGCCGGCGAAGCUGUGCUGCGACCGCUGCGACGGGGACCACAUGACCGAGAAGUGCCCCCACUUCAAGAAGGACCGGGGGACGCACCCUGAUGCUACAAGGAUGCUAGGGAAGAAGGGCAAGGUUUUAGGUGGGAAUGCGCCGCCCCUGAUCACGACGCGAGGUAGGGUCGUACCACAACCUCCCGACGGGUCGUGCUUGUUCCAUUCCUUGUCCUAUGGUUUGCGAGAAGGCAACGCGUCUGGAUUAAGGAGGGAGCUCAUGCAAUUUAUAAGGAAGCAUCCCGAUUUGGAAAUUGCCGGCGAUCCUCUGAGAGAUUGGAUCCGCUGGGACGCGCUGGUCUCGGUCCAGAAGUACGCGGACAAGAUGUCGCGCGGCGGCUGGGGCGGUGGCAUCGAGAUGGCCGCCUUUUCCGAAUUGAAGGGCUGCAACGUUGAAGUGUAUGAGCAGUGCUCUGCCGGCUUCAAGCGCAUCUCGCUGUUCGAGAAGAGCGGCGCCUCCAGAACCGUGCGCGUCUGUUAUAGAGGCGGCGUGCACUACGACGCGCUCGAGCUGAGGUAA